Macadamia integrifolia is the source of this 2780-nucleotide messenger RNA. Its product is annotated as 2-succinylbenzoate--CoA ligase, chloroplastic/peroxisomal. NCBI's taxonomy places the organism in Eukaryota, Viridiplantae, Streptophyta, Magnoliopsida, Proteales, Proteaceae. Bases 1010 to 2464 code for a protein of 484 amino acids. The record is from RefSeq and is a predicted model, not a curated record. The transcript has 9 exons. Gene Ontology annotation, molecular function: medium-chain fatty acid-CoA ligase activity. Gene Ontology annotation, biological process: fatty acid metabolic process.
GAGAUUACCCUUUUUCCUUUUCUUCUCAGAUUACUUAUGAUUCCUUUGAUCAGUGAUCUUCUCUUCUAUCUUUUCUAUCAAUUUGUCACUUUGCACUAUACUCUCAAACUUGUUGUUUAACCCUAAAUUUCAUGCUUGCCAACAUUUCUCAGAUAGACAUUUCAUAGUCUUGAAAAAAAAAAUUACAUGAAAAGUGAGGGUAAUUUCAUAAUGUAUGUUGUAUGGGGGCAUUGAGGCUUAGCACAAUAAGCAAUUUAUAAUUGGCAUGUGAUAGCUUUCAUGGGACCCAAAUUUGGUGCAAAAGCAAGCUUUUCUCUUCUUUAUUGACCUUUCAAAUUUUAAGCCAAACAGAUUUUGCCAUGUAGAAUCUUUCAGAAAAUAGAUUAGGGUGUGAUGGUUUAAUGACUCAUAAUACAAGGGGAAAAGUUUGAUAUAAGAUGAGCAUAUGGUUGAGUUGGACCACCAAAUUUGACAUGUGGCUAAUCCAAGGGGCACCCUAUUUAUCCAAUGGUAUUGGCUUUAGUACCUUUCCACAUGAUUCAAAUCAUGUGCUCUAGGGCAAUACAAUGAUCAUUACUGACCCUCUAUCCUAAUAUAAAAUAUGAUACGUAGGAAAAAAGAUAUAAUGCAACCUUGUUGCCAGCACAAUGAACAUAUAUAUGGAACUCAAUUUGGACAUGUUGAAAUUAAACUUAGUCAACCAUUGGGUAGAUAGGAUAACCUUUGGACUAGCCACAUGUCAAAUUUGAUGGGUCAUCUUAAUCAUACGGCCACCAUAUAGUGUACUUUUCCCUCUAUAUUUUUGAAGCCAUUCAACUGUUCUGCCAAUAAGCUGACAUUUUAAUGAUUUUCUUGAACAUGAUUUUUCCAUGUAACAUAAUCUAUUUGAUCUAAAACUUGAUAGGUAUAUAAGGAAUGAUGGGGUUUGUCUGCAACAAAUUUGCGUGCUAGCUAAGCUGUCAUAUGGCAAGUAUGGCUCCAAUUGUUUUUAAGCUUAGCAACCUUGCAAAUGUUGCGAGCACUUAUACAACAAAAAAAUGGGAGCUUUGACGAGGCAAGGUUGGCAAUAGAGGCUGUAACACCAGUGAUGUUGGUGGUCGAUGAGAGCUGCAGUUUCUGGUCCUUGGAGCUCCAAAAUACCAAUCUGGAUUUCCUUAGAUGGCAUGCUUUCCUUGGAGAAAUUUCUUCCUUCCAUAGCAACACUGGCAAUGUGUUAACUACAGAAACCCUUAAGAAGCCUUCCCAAAUAUCUAAGGUACUUGAUUACGCAUGGGCACCUGAGGGCAUUGCUCUAAUAUGCUUCACUUCAGGAACCACUGGAAGGCCAAAGGGAGUUUCCAUAACUCACACAGCUCUCAUUGUCCAAUCACUUGCCAAAAUUGCCAUUGUUGGUUACAAUGAAGAUGAUGUUUAUCUCCACACAGCACCUCUGUGCCAUAUUGGUGGAAUAUCUUCAGGGAUGGCCAUGCUAAUGGUAGGAGCUUGCCACAUAUUGAUUCCCAAGUUUGAAGUAGAGUCGGCCCUUAAAGCUAUAGAACACCACCAGGUGUCUUCCCUAUUAACUGUUCCUGCCAUGAUGGCUGAUAUGGUUUCCAAUAUUAGGAAAAAUAAAGCAUGGAAAGGUGGAGAACAUGUGAAGAAGAUACUGAAUGGAGGUGGAGGACUCUCAGUUGAGAUGAUUAACAACGCUGCCACAAUCUUCCCAUGUGCUAAGAUUAUUUCAGCAUAUGGAAUGACAGAGACAUGCUCGUCACUCACCUUCAUGAUCCUCUACGACCCCGGGGAGAAGAAAUCUGAUGAGCCAUUUCAGAAUAUUUGUGGAAACAAGUCAAGUGUAAUUAACAAACCAGUAGGCAUUUGUGUUGGAAAGCCAGCACCGCAUGUUGAAUUACAGAUACACGGCGACGGGUCAUCUCUGAUUGGGAGAAUUCUAACCAGAGGGCCACAUGUAAUGCUUAGAUAUUGGGAUCAAGCCCCAGCAGCAGUGUCUAAACUUGAGGUAGAAGGUUGGCUUGACACAGGUGACAUUGGGUGGAUUGAUGACUAUGGUGCAUUAUGGCUCAUUGGACGAUUAAAUGAUCGAAUCAAGAGUGGAGGGGAGAAUGUUUACCCAGAAGAGGUCGAGGCUGUCCUAAGGCAAUAUCCUGGAGUCUCUAGUGCUGUGGUCGUUGGACUCCCUGACUCCAGGCUAACAGAGAUGGUAGCUGCUUGCAUUCAGAUAAAAGAGGAAUGGCAAUGGAAUAAUCAGAUUACUAGUCACCAAUUGGAAAGAGAAGAUCUAAGGCUAUCUAGUGAUAUCCUCCAAUUACAUUGCAAGCAAAGGAAUUUGACCGGGUUUAAAAUACCAAAGAUUUUUAUUCUGUGGAGGAAACCAUUUCCGCUGACAACAACUGGAAAACUAAGGAGAGAGGAAGUUAGAAGACAGGUCAUGGCUCACCCGCAGGUCUUCCCUAGCCAUCUCUGACAAAACAAGAAUGAGAUGAAUUUUGACUUUUCAAACAUUAAUUUAAAUCCCAUCAGAACCCAAAUUCUUUCAUUUCACUACAUUUUAGGCAUUCCCUGAAUUAUAUAUAUAUAUAUAUAUAUAUAUAUAUAUUAAUGAUUCUCCCUUGCUGCAGAAAGCUUGCCCUAGUAAUGGGCUUUUCAUGUAAGCAUUAAUAUGUUGCAGACGAAAUCAUCAAUGUACUUAACAGUUUCUAAAGAGUUAAACUAGUUUCUUAACAUUUUUUUUCUCCGCAAACUUGGAAUGGUUUUAAUAUCAUUGUCAUUGUCAUUGUCCA